This is a messenger RNA of Tupaia belangeri chinensis (Chinese tree shrew), 316 nucleotides long. It is a transcript of the gene FAM25A, whose product is annotated as family with sequence similarity 25 member A. The record is from RefSeq and is a predicted model, not a curated record. The coding region runs from base 10 to 309 and encodes 99 amino acids. The transcript has 3 exons. NCBI's taxonomy places the organism in Eukaryota, Metazoa, Chordata, Mammalia, Scandentia, Tupaiidae.
CUGCUCACGAUGCUGGGAGGCCUGGGGAGACUGGAGGCUGAGGGCGUGGCCCACCGCACCGAGAAGGCCACCGAGGAGGCAGUGCACGCCGUGGAGGGAGUGGUGAAGGACGUGAUGGAGCACAUCAAGGAUGCUGGAGAGAAAGCCAUCACCGAUACCCUAAAGAAAGCCCAGGAGUCCGGAGACAAAAUAGUGAAGGAAGCUGCCGAGAAGGUGACCAGCACUGUCGCAAACGCCGCCACCCACGCAGUGGAGGGCCUGGGCAACCUGGGCAAGCCUGCCGCCGGCCACCCUUCCCCAACGCAAUAAAGCCAUG